AUGUACAGUCAAGGCCACCAGGCUCAACAUGCGGCCAUGUUGAAUGGCAGCCAGACCCACCAACGGUUUGCGAUGCAAAUGCCCAAGUUUCAACACCAGAACCACCAUCCUCAUCAUGCACAACAACACCAUCACACUCACCACAACCAAGCGACUCAUCAACUCAGCCAUCAACCGAACUUCCCCGCCGGCGCCUUAGCAAGCACAACUCCUCAUUUUACUCCUAGCCACAUACAGAAUGGAACACCCGGGAACGUUGAAGACGAAAUAGACGACUCCAUAAACGAACACUGGCAACAGCAAUUGCAGCUUGCCAAUGAAGCUAGACAGGCAACAUCCCCUCAUUACUACGCACGGACAAUUGCUCAACAGACAAAAGGCAUUCAAAUUGCUCCGAGCACGGCAGAUGGAAAUGAUACCUCCAACGACAACCGGCCGAGCGCGGUGGCCUCCAAGGACAGCAAGAGACAGGGUUGGACGGCACUUGAUUUCACAAGUCAGGGACUCCGUGCUAUAUCUACAGCCCUUUUCAAUUACAAAUUUUUGAAUAAACUGUACUUGAGCAACAACAAGCUGAAAGCGUUGCCACCUGCGCUUGGCCAACUCCGCAGCUUGACACACUUGGAUGUGUCGGCUAACGAACUCACCGAAUUGCCUGUCGAGAUCGGUAUGCUCACAAAUCUACGCACACUCUACGCAUUUGACAACCAUAUACGAAGCCUUCCAUAUGAACUGGGUUAUCUUUAUCGACUAGAAAUGUUAGGCAUUUACGGCAAUCCGUUGAACGAGGUCUUGAUGUCUCAGAUCAAGACUCAUGGCACAAAGGCUCUUAUCAAAUAUUUGAUUGAAGAAAUGCCAGUGCAUCUUCCUCCUUCUGAUCGAGACUGGAUCGUUCUCGACGAAACCAAGUCCUCCCAAGCUCAAGCAGACAAGUUCACCGUUCUAUCAUACAACACUCUGUGCGACCAAUCGGCAACUCCAUCACACUAUGGAUAUGUUCCAUCGCGCGCCUUGGCGUGGGAAUUCCGAAGAGACCUUAUUCUCAACGAGAUUCGAAGCCACGAUGCGGAUAUUGCUUGUCUCCAAGAAAUCGACCAAGGAAAUUACAACGACUUUUUCAGAGAACAGCUUGCAUACAACGACUACAAAGGCGUAUACUGGCCUCGUGGCCGUGCCAUGGGUAUGCAUGAAGAGGAAGCUAAGAGCGUUGAUGGCUGUGCAACAUUCUUCAAGGCUAGCAAGUAUAUUCUUCUAGACAAGCAGUUGAUCAACUUUGGCCAGACAGCUGUGCGGCGACCAGAUGCCAAGGGUCAAGAUGAUAUUUACAAUCGUCUUUGGCAAAAGGAUCACAUUGCUGUCGUGGUGUUUUUGGAGAACCGAAUGACCGGAACGCGGUUGAUUGUCGUCAAUGCUCAUCUUUACUGGGAUCCGGCAUUCAGAGAUGUGAAACUCAUUCAGACGGCCAUCUUGAUGGAGGAGAUUACGAAACUCUCCGAGAAGUAUUCCAAAUUCCCGCCAUGCACAGACAAGACGGCAUUCCGAUUUUCAGAAGCCGAAGAUGGUGCACGCGAGGCCACAACCCCGGUCGAGCCUGCGCCGUCUGCUGAUUACACAUCCGGCGACCAAAUUCCGCUCUUGAUUUGCGGUGAUUUCAACUCUGCGCCGGGCGAAGCAGCAUACAACCUCCUCGCACACGGUGGACUGACAGAGGCACAUCCUGACCUGGAAAAGCGUCUAUACGGCAACCUAAGCCGCGUCGGCAUGACCCAUCCGUUCAAACUCAAAUCUGCAUACAGCGCCAUUGGUGAGCUGUCCUUUACGAAUUAUACGCCUGAUUUCAGUUCCAUUCUUGAUUAUAUCUGGUUUUCGUCUACCGCCCUGCACGUGUCAGCGUUACUGGGCGAGGUGGACAAGGAGUAUCUCCAGAGGGUUCCGGGGUUUCCCAACUAUCAUUUUCCUAGUGACCAUCUCGCAUUGCUGGCGGAGUUUUCAGUCAAGGGGAAAAAGGGCAAGGUUAUAGAAGCGGAUUUUGGUCCGUCACGAGAUAGGUCGAAUUGA
Messenger RNA from Talaromyces amestolkiae, 2058 nucleotides. RefSeq lists its product as uncharacterized. Gene Ontology annotation, biological process: nuclear-transcribed mRNA poly(A) tail shortening. The transcript is spliced from 2 exons. Gene Ontology annotation, molecular function: protein binding; poly(A)-specific ribonuclease activity. Gene Ontology annotation, cellular component: cytoplasm; nucleus; CCR4-NOT complex. Lineage: Eukaryota; Fungi; Ascomycota; Eurotiomycetes; Eurotiales; Trichocomaceae. The coding region runs from base 1 to 2058 and encodes 685 amino acids. The record is from RefSeq and is a predicted model, not a curated record.